UGCCGGCUAAGGUUGGAGCGUUAAAUAUUGGGAAAGUCCGUGCUCGGUUAAUCCGGAUGGGCGAGUGAUGAAGAAGGCUGUGAGAACUUUUCCAACCCAACCGUACUGGCCUGGCGAAUGCAAUCAAAUCCUGCAACAUUUGACAUGCGUGAUUUUGGACGAUUGUUAACUGGACGCGGUGGAAGAGCCAGCACAGCUUUCGAGAGCCAGAGCAUCCGGAGCACGACUAUCGUCAUGGUGACCUUCGCCAUCUGUUGCUUCAGUUUUUCCAACUCUAUGCUGAAACUGUCUGAGUUCAAAGUACCGCUCUUGGGUGUAUUACGGACUGUGAAGCCGGCGCAAAUUAAAGAGACAGCGAAAGAGACCAAGCAGCUUGGAAGCGAUAAAACCACCUUCGAACUCCUUGGGUCAAAAAAUUUGGAAGUUGAAUCGGCGGCUGAGGCUUACGAGUUGCUUUCGGGAGGUCAAAACUCUGCCCAAAAUAUAGCUGACAUCCAUGGCAUGCCAUCGCCGGUUGUUCAGCACUGGGUUGACAUGGAGCUCUAA
Diprion similis is the source of this 546-nucleotide messenger RNA. RefSeq lists its product as uncharacterized. The transcript is spliced from 3 exons. The record is from RefSeq and is a predicted model, not a curated record. Bases 118 to 546 code for a protein of 142 amino acids. NCBI's taxonomy places the organism in Eukaryota, Metazoa, Arthropoda, Insecta, Hymenoptera, Diprionidae.